AGGUUCAUGUAAGUUUAUAGCAGUUCAUAUGCAAACAGCUUCCCUGUACAGCUAGUACAUUUGCAAAGAGCAUUAAGCCUGCAAUCAAAUAUCUAAAAUGUGGAGCACACUUAAAUCUGGGAUGUGUGUUAGAGUACAUUAAGAAACGCUGCUUUUACUAAGUUCUUGGCAUUAUCAUAAGAGAUUUAGCACAGCCAAGGAUGGGGCAAGCUGAAUAGCCCUCAGAGGGGACUCAGACAUUUUGGAUCCUGACUCGUUUAACUUUGUUUACACAGUUGACUCCAUUCAUUCUCUGAAACAAGUCACUUCCCCUGUGGUGGCUGAUAAGAGUUUAGCAGCUUGUUGAGGUGGAGUGUCAGAGUCAUUAGUAUUAAACACAUUCCCAGCCACACCACUGGCCCCUGUGCACCGCUUGCACUGGAAGCUGUUUGGAAAAGAAGAAAUAGAGAUCUGUGAAGGGAAAUCAUGCAUCAUCCUCCUGGCUGGAAACCACUGAAGACUAUAAGCUGCUUUCAUCAUGUGGAUUCACCGGAGAAAUGACCUUCCUAGAUCAGCCAGGCCAAAUCAUAAACUGGUUUGUUUGCUCGCUGUGCACCCCAUGGGUGCUGAGGUUCUGCAGGGGUAGGCGUCCCAGGACCAGGAGGAAUCUGCUGCUGGGUGUAGCCUGUGUGCUAUACCUGGGGUUUCUGGUCAGUCAAGUGGGUCACAUUUUACCCCAGCACAGAGGGGGACGCCAGAAGAUCAGUUCCAGGAGUCUUCAAGAUGCUGGUCAGACACCUUUUCUGGGGAUCCCACUGGAUGGCACUUUGUCCCCACCUGAUCUCCAAGGGCCCCAGAUGGCUGGCAAUGGGACCUCAGUGCCACCCAACGUGGUAUACAUCACACUGCGGUCCAAGCGCAGUAAACCCACCAACAUCCGAGGCAGCGUGAAACCCAAGCUCAGGAAGAAGCAUGCAUUCCCUUUGCCCUAUGGGCAGCACUUUCCAGUAGGUGUCACUGGGCAGGAGGAGAACUUGUCCCAGCAGCAGGGGCGGACUAGCUACUCCAUGGGAAUAAUGAGGGCAGCAGUAGUUCCAGAGACACCAAGGCACCAACCGAAGAAGCACUGGGAUGGAGAGAGGGAGGCAGUGGGCAGGGGACACCGAAGGCAUAUUGGGGUUUCAGGAGGUGUAAAUGUGCAACCCCAGGCUCGGGAGAGUAAUAUCAGGAUAUACAGUGAGAGGUCCCCCUCUUGGCUGAGCAAAGAUGACAUCCUAAGCAUGCAUUUGCUGGCAGAUUCCCGGAUAGGCAGUAUCCGAGAAGCACCCUAUCAGCAUGGAGUCCUACUGGUGUUUGAGAGGAAUCCCAGUGCCACAGGAGCAGCUUGCAGUCAAGGGUACUGUGGCCUCAUCAAGAGACCCCUUGAUAUGAGCGAGGUGUUUGCCUUCCAUUUAGACAGGAUCUUGGGGCUGAACAAGACCUUGCCUUCUGUAAGCAGGAAAUCGGAGUUCAUCCAAGAUGGUCUGCCAUGUCCUGUUAUUCUCUGGGAUUCCUCAUUGGCUCCGACAAAUAAUAGGACCCAUUCUUCAGUGAGGCUAAAUUGGGGGGCCUAUCAGCAGCUAUUGAAACAGAAGUGCUGGCAGAAUGGCAAAGUGCCCAAAGCUGAUUGGGGCUGUACUGAGAUCCAUCACCAUGAGUGGUCCAAGAUGGCACUCUUUGAUUUUCUUCUGCAGAUCUACAAUCGACUGGACAGAAAUUGCUGUGGGUUCAAACCUCGCAAGGAGGAUUCCUGUGUUCAGAAAGGACUGAAGCUGAAAUGUGAAGAUCAAGAUUCUGUUGACCUGACACACAUUAUUCAGAGAAGGCAUGACCCUAGGCACUUGGUCUUUAUAGAUAAUAAAGGUUUCUUUGACAGAAGCGAAGACAAUCUGGAUUUCAAAAUAUUACAAGGAAUCAAAGAGUUCCCUGAAUCUGCAAUUUCAGUGCUGAAAAGCCAGCGCUUGCGAGAGAAGCUUCUUCAGUCUCUGUUCCUUGACAAAGUAUAUUGGGAGAGCCAAGGAGGUCGCCGAGGAAUUGAAAAACUUAUUGAUGUGGUAGAAAGGCGUGCCAAAAUUCUUCUUACCUAUAUAAAUGCACAUGGAGCCAAAGUAUCACCCAUGAGUGAAUGAAAGUCUUUUUUUCCCCUAAUGCUAAGAAUUACAGUUAUAUAAGGCAAGAGCUGAUGGCAAAAUUGCUUUUUCUUUUAAAAUUCUUUUAAUUUCCAAAACAUAACAGUAACCAGGUAAGCCUGGGUUUUUUAGACAUUUGAAAAAAAUGUUAUAUAGUAUAAAAGUGCCAGUUCUCUAACUUUCUCUAAAAUCAUUCUUAAAUGCAUUUAUUGCUGUGUUCUUCUAACAAAGAUGUCUAAGCAGUGUAAUAAACAAUGCAAUAAUUUAAUACAAAUAUUGGAUUCUCAAUCUUCUAAACUUUCUUUAUUCUCUCAGUUAAGGACAGAUCUGUCUCCAUUUGAUUCUUUUACAUGGUAUUUCAUAAUUAAGAGUGGGGUUUUCAAAAGCACUCAGCCUUGGACAGCUGCUCUUACCGAAGUCAAUGGAAGUUUUAACAUUGAUUUAAAUGGAAGCAAACUUAAGCCAAUGCUGAGCACUUUUGAUUGAAAGUCCCCGUCUCAAAGUAUAACCACACCUCUAAUAGAGAACAUUAAUUCAUGGAGUUGCAUUCUUUCUUUUUUGUUUCUUUAGAACACGCAAACUUCCAGUGUCUCCCAUGGCUGGUAUUUUUUGUAUUGCGUAUGUGAUAUUGUGAAAUCUAGGGACCAAAUUUAGCUCUUUGGCAAGCAAAUGGCCUUGUUGACACUUAAAACAGGUCAAAGAAAGAAUGUAAGUUUUGCCUGGAAACAAGAGUCCCAUGACACUUUGCAGUUAAGCUAACUUUAAGGAGUGAAAUUUUAUUAAGCGGUAAUCUUUAGCAUAUUUUGAAAUUGCUGCAACAGAUAUUUUAGUAACGUUAAACACAAAAGUGUGCAAGAGGUAUAAGAAAUAUCAUUACCUCAACAAAGGAAAUAAAUAAUAACUAACCAUAAGGUGUUGAGGUAGUUGGAACAUUACAAGGGAAUAAGGAACUUAGAAAAUAACCUGAGAUAGGAAGAAUGUACCAAAAGGAAUAAAUAGAUAAGGGUUGGAAUGAUAAACAAUAGAGUAAUAAGGAUAUAAUUACCCUAAGAAAUCAAGAGAAAAUAAGACCAUCUGGAGAUUGAACGCAGGCUGUCAGAGAGAACUACGGGCGUUGGGGAAGGUCUUCUGCAGUAAUUGGUAACUAUGCCUCUCUCUGUGUGUGCUGUCUUUACUACCUGUUACAUCAGUAAAUCCAAUCAAAGAUGAUUUAUUGGAGGUUUGUUAAUUAUUAAACUAAUCCAGAUUUGAAAGAACCCCUCUCAUUAAACAUAUAGACAUAAACAUAUAAUCAUAGUUAAAAUUUUUAUCAACUACUGGUAAUCAAUUAAUAAUUGAUCAAUAACCAGUUUUCAAUAGCCUGCUUAUGCUAGCACUUGGGAAGGACAAAUACAUGGUUUGAAUCCAACAGAAUAUAAUACGCCAAGAUUAAAAUUAUAAUGUUGUAACAAACAUGAGAAUGCCAAUGUUAGUGUGUGAAUAAACUCAUUUUUGAACAAUUCAGUUCAGACAAAUACUUCCUCCCUAAUGAUUUAUUUGGACCACAUCUGACUCUCUUUUUGUCCCCAGAUUGUCCAAAUUGGUCUACAGAUUGUUUUAUAUGCCAUUUUUUGAGUGUAAAAAAUAUUUGCCAUUUGAAUUGUUUGGUACUUAUGGAUCACAUGAUAGGCUCCUGUUCCCUGUUGGACUGAAUCCAACUCCAAGAAUCAGAUUUCCAGUGCAGCUAAUGGUGAUUAUAAAUUCAAUAUUAACUUUGUGUAUAUUCUGCUAUAUUAGAGUAAUGUUUUUGUUUCUGCAAACGUUCCUGGCAAUAAACUCAUUUUCUAGAAUUCUGACAGAAAGCAAACAUAGAAGGGGAAUGAAUGUUAAAAUUAGAACAGAAAAUGUUGUUUCUAGUAUUCUCUUAGCUCUAAAUGUAGCCUCUGGUGUUCCAUUAAGAAUGUCCACUGUUCUUCAAGAAGAUACUUUGUCGUUAGAUAUGGGACAAAUCAUAGAACAUCAAUGGCGCAUAUCCUCAACUGGUUUAAAUUGUUGUAGCUGUGUUGGCUUCAAAAAGCUAUGACAACUCACACCAGCGGAAGUAUUUCUGAAUAGAGGGGUAUUGGGAAAGUGAGACAUUAUCCACUAUUGAUCUUGAAUAAGACUUUUCCUAGUUCUUAAUGUGCUUCCAGAAAUAAAACAUAAAUCAGUGUUGAAUACCAUAAAAAUAUAGCUGCCUCCUAGUACUCAACAGACAUUCAAGACAUUUUUUUUUCUUUGGAAGUGAAAGAAGAUAGUGGGCAUGUUUCAUGUUUCUAUGCGUACCUAUCUCUGAUAAUGUAUGUGCAAUAAUAUUUUUCCAUUAUGAGAAAUUUAAAUACAGUUGUAUGGUUUUUUUAAUUAAAAAAGUUUUAAAUGA
Molecule: messenger RNA, 4545 nt
Organism: Malaclemys terrapin pileata
Lineage: Eukaryota; Metazoa; Chordata; Testudines; Emydidae
Gene: GASK1B
Product: golgi associated kinase 1B
Exons: 5
Coding region: 537-2147 (536 amino acids)
Cellular component (GO): Golgi apparatus
Source: RefSeq, a predicted model, not a curated record